Molecule: messenger RNA, 1766 nt
Organism: Cololabis saira (Pacific saury)
Lineage: Eukaryota; Metazoa; Chordata; Actinopteri; Beloniformes; Belonidae
Gene: nek3
Product: NIMA related kinase 3
Exons: 13
Coding region: 192-1586 (464 amino acids)
Biological process (GO): protein phosphorylation
Molecular function (GO): protein kinase activity; ATP binding
Source: RefSeq, a predicted model, not a curated record
CAAGUAAACACGCAGCAGGAGGAAUACGUUUGUCCUCUUUUUUCCCUGAUUGGAGUGUCAUUUCAAGUUCUUAGGGCUAAAGCAACAAGGUCUGCCAUUAAAGAGGGCCAGAGAUUGUUUAUUGCCCAUGUUUAUUCCGCGUGCUUUGUGUUUUGUUUCCCCUCUUUUGUGUUGUGCUUUGUAGGCGCUGAAUGGAGAAGUAUUGUCAGCUGAGAGUCCUUGGGGAAGGCUCUUUCGGUCGGGCUGUGUUAGUUCAGCAAAAAAACACUCGGGAAAAAUGUGUAGUCAAGGAAAUCCAGUUGCCAAAGAGUCAGUCCAAAUUGGCCAAUUCAAGGAGAGAAGCCAUCCUGCUGUCCAAAAUGAAGCAUCCUAAUAUUGUUGCCUUUAGGGAGGAAUUUGAAGUGGACGGCCUCCUGUGCAUUGUUAUGGAGUACUGCGGUGGAGGAGAUCUGCUCCAGAGGAUUCGGCAACAGAAAAGCACCCAGUUCUCUGUUGAUCAUAUCCUGAAGUGGUUUGCGCAAAUGUGUGCAGGUACAAAACAUAUCCACGAUAAACGGGUUUUACACAGAGAUUUGAAGUCCAAGAACAUUUUCCUGACGGAUGAUGGUUCACUCAAGCUGGGGGACUUUGGCUCGGCGUGUAUUCUCAACAGCUCAAAUGCUUAUGCCAACACGUAUGUUGGCACACCAUACUACGUGGCCCCGGAAAUCUGGGACAACAAGCCGUACAAUAAUAAGAGUGAUGUGUGGUCGCUGGGCUGCGUCCUCUACGAGCUGUGCACCCUGCGGCACCCGUUCCAGGCUCAAAGCUGGAAGAGCUUGAUCCUGAAGGUGUGUCGGGGGGCGUACCCCCCGCUCCCCAACCACCUGCCCUACGAGCUGCAGUACUUGGUCAAGCAGAUGUUCAAGACCAACCCAAAAGACCGGCCGUCCGUGCACACCAUCUUGACCUCUCACCGGGUUUCUCGACUCCUGCGCUCACAUCUUUCCUCGCAGAACACGGAGGCGGGGGAGGCGGGGAGGCAGUGGAACAAGGACGAGGGGAAGAAGGUGGCUCAUUUUCUGGCUGAGAAGAGUUUAAUAAAAUCAUCCACAUUUGAAGGCAUGGAGUCACCCAGAGCCUGCUGUGAAAGCACAGAGCCCGCUUCUCGAAAACAGUGGGGGACUGAGCCGCCGGACGCCGUGCUGCAGGCCCUGGCCAACGCCAGCCUGGUUUCAUCAGACAGCAUGGCAUCAGCUGGCCGGACAAACACCGGCUCUACCCAUAAAAGUGUCUCGGAGAAGCCGGCGGACGGCAGGUCGAGGAGAGAAUGGGACAGAAAUCCUCCGGAGAGGCUUCUAAAUCUGUUGGAGAAAGCCCAAAUACACGAAGGCUUCAGCACCUUUUUAAUAAAAAGGGGAGAUGAUGACCCUCUGGUGGGACCCCUCUCCCAGCCUCGGGGUGAUGAUACAGACGGCCCAGAGCCGGAAGUGGACACAGACGAGUACAGACUCCAGCCGCGCUCGGAUGACGAGGACACGGACUUUGAGGAAGAAUCUCCAUGCGACUGGAUGGAUGAAGUGGAGAAAAUGUUUUCAGAACACUAAAGCCCCUUUCCCUCUGAGUUUAUACAAUCACCCCACUGCGAUUCUUAAUGUUUACAUUGCUUCUUUUUUUUUUUUUUUACAAAUCUUAAACAAUAUUCCUGAUGCUAUUUUAAGCACUCAUUUUAUAAAACUGAUGACUUUUGAUUGCUGCAACAAACAUUUGCUCUGAAUUUGUUUGAU